Polyodon spathula (Mississippi paddlefish) is the source of this 1397-nucleotide messenger RNA. RefSeq names its product serine protease 33-like. Gene Ontology annotation, molecular function: serine-type endopeptidase activity. The transcript is spliced from 6 exons. NCBI's taxonomy places the organism in Eukaryota, Metazoa, Chordata, Actinopteri, Acipenseriformes, Polyodontidae. The coding region runs from base 237 to 1259 and encodes 340 amino acids. The record is from RefSeq and is a predicted model, not a curated record. Gene Ontology annotation, biological process: proteolysis.
AUCCUCCUUAUCACAGAAUUAAGUAUGAAUGGCGUGUGAUUGCAUUUCAUUGUCUGCCUCUCUGUGUUUGUUUUAUUUCCCUGUCCUAUAGCCAAGAGAUUUCAUUACAGACUUGUCGCUUCAAAAAACGUUUUGUUUUAGUGAACUUUUGCCGUGCUUGUCACUGCAGAGUGGGAGGGCAUGGUCUGGAGAGAUAUAUAAAUUCUCCGUCUCCAGGGUCAGCGUAAAGCAGCGACAUGGGAGCGUUGGUCGGGAUAGCGUGUUUUGCCAUAGGUCUCUUGAAAUGUUUGGGGGGAACAGGAGUAUCUGCUUGUGGACAGGGCAAGGCAGGAACGGGUCGUAUUGUCGGGGGAAGUGAUGCGCAGGAAGGGGCUUGGCCCUGGCAGGUCAGCCUUCGGCUGAAUGGUUUUCACAUCUGCGGGGGAUCCCUGAUCGACCAGAACUGGGUCCUGAGCGCAGCGCACUGCUUCCAGGGUUCCAGCAAUGUGAAGCUCUACACGGUGCGUCUGGGCAUCCUGUCUCUAAGCCAGCAGCAGGGUGUGGACAGAAAUCUGCUGCGUUUCCUGUUGAAACCCGGGUUCACGGCACCCGAGCAGGGAAACGAUGCCGCCCUAUUACAGCUGGAUCAGCCAGUCACCUUCAGCGAAAUCGUCCUACCAGUUUGCCUGCCCUCCCCAUCCACCCUCUUUACAGCGGGACAGCAGUGCUGGGUCACUGGCUGGGGAAAUAUUCAGGAGGGAGUGUCUCUGCCCAGCCCUAACAUUCUGCAGCAGGUUAUGGUCCCCCUAGUGGACAAUGUGAUGUGUGACACUCUGUACCACACGAACACCGGCAUCAGCCUGGCCCAGCCCCUCAUUCUACCAGACAUGAUCUGUGCAGGGGUUCUAGCAGGGGGCAAGGACUCUUGCCAGGGAGACUCUGGGGGUCCCUUGGUGUGCCCCAGCCCGAACGGUUCCUGGAUCCUGGCUGGGAUUGUCAGCUGGGGAGACGGCUGCGCCCAGCCCAACUACCCUGGGGUGUACUCGCGUGUCACCUCCUUCCUGCCGUGGAUCCAACAGACCCUGAUGCUGACCAACCAAACCAUGGCCGGGCUGAGCAUGAGUCAGAACUCCCAGUCCAACCUGACCUCCGGGAACGGCGCCUUGCCCCAAAUGUACCCACCCACUGUCAAGUCAAACUCCAACAGAGGUUUCUCCUUCAAAUCCAACUCCAUUAGCCUGCUGGUAUUGGCUGUAUUGACUGUGCUAAUGGCUUGGUAAAAGGCUUGCCGAUCCAGUGGUUAAAGAAAAGGGGGUCUUAAUACCAGGAGGUUUCAAAUCCAGACUCAGCCACUGACUCGCUGUGUGCGUGUGUGUGUGUGUGUGUGUGACCCUGAGCAAGUCACUUCACCUCCUUGU